This is a messenger RNA of Pyrus x bretschneideri (Chinese white pear), 1286 nucleotides long. RefSeq lists its product as uncharacterized. Bases 88 to 918 code for a protein of 276 amino acids. The record is from RefSeq and is a predicted model, not a curated record. Lineage: Eukaryota; Viridiplantae; Streptophyta; Magnoliopsida; Rosales; Rosaceae. The transcript has 4 exons.
CCCGCAUCCGCCACCCUCCUUUCUCUCUCUAAAAACCCUCUCUCUCUCUCUCUCUCUCUCUAGAACUCUGGGUUUGUACCUUCAGAGAUGGUGGUUCAAGACGAUUGGACGAGGGCGGCGAUGACCGAUGACGUGCUCGUGGUCGAGCUACUGCUGCGGCUCAAGCAGGUGCAGGCGGCGGGGCCGUCGUCUUCUCUGCGGUCUUCGUCACCGAUGUCGCAGUCUCUUUUGACGCUCAGGUGGGGUGUAAGGAUGCCACGCUCCAAAGCGGCGUCGUCCGGUUCCAGAUUCGACGGCGGCGUCUCACACCAGAGGAACAGCGGCAAGAACGGCGCCGAUUCCACCACUAGAUGCAGCCCCACGACUCCGCUUUCAUGGAGCGGCGGUACCGGCUCUCUAUCCGCCACCGCCGACGGCUUUGAAGAGUCCAGCUGCCCCAGAUCCAAGGGUAAUGGUACAUAUGAAUCCACCAGCACCACCAAUGCCGCCAAGAGGGCAAGGAGAAAGAAGACAUAUGCUGAGCUUAAAGAGCAGGAAAGUUCGUUGUUGAAGGAAAGGACACAUCUGGAAAAGGAAAUAGCGACCUUACAAGCAACUUUCAAGGAGCAAAGAGCCAAAAAUGACAACUUUAAGAGAAUCAAGAUUGAUUUGAACUUGCAUUCUGCAAGGAAUUUGAGUGCAAACUUUGACGGAGCAGGGAAAGCAAUUUCCAGCCAACCCCAUGAGAGAAUAGCUUCUUCGAGUAACACUGCGUACUGCAUUCCUUCGGAUUUGCCUCCACGUCCACACCCGCAAUUGGACUCUUGCGUUGAAAGCAAUGAUGCUCCGGCCCGGGAUAAUUCCUUCUUGCUGCCUGAUUUGAACAUGGUGCCGGCAGUUGAAGAAUCCAGUUCCGAAAUGCUGUAUGGGAUGAGCUGAGGAAAGAAAAGCGGUGCUCCGGUCCGGUCUAACAUAGCACACGCCAGAGGAGCUCACUUCAGUAGGUACUACUAUAAGUAGAAAGUCAAGGGUAUUAUUCAGUAAGUUACGGAUUUAACCUGGUCUGUUCCCGGUUGCUUGGAGUUGUAUGGGGGUUAAAUUAGUAAAAUUAGCAAUAUCAAAAGCCUAAUGGCUGUAGAGAUUGUGCUUUUAUGUCACAGGUUCCUGCUUUUUAGGGUAAACCCUCAAUAUUUCUCUCAAUGUCGCGUUGAAAUUAUAUUAGAUCCAUCAAAAUUGUAUCAUUCUUUGUAGUUGAAACGUUGUCCUAUUUUUCCUCAUCCGAAAUUCAAUUUAUAGUUUCAGUCCCA